Molecule: messenger RNA, 2998 nt
Organism: Suillus clintonianus
Lineage: Eukaryota; Fungi; Basidiomycota; Agaricomycetes; Boletales; Suillaceae
Product: YT521-B-like domain-containing protein
Exons: 8
Coding region: 179-2554 (791 amino acids)
Biological process (GO): mRNA destabilization
Cellular component (GO): cytoplasm
Molecular function (GO): mRNA binding; N6-methyladenosine-containing RNA reader activity
Source: RefSeq, a predicted model, not a curated record
UGAUACGGUCCAGCUUGGGCGCAUGAGAAGUUCGGACUAGUCGGUAACUCACCCACGUUUUCCACUUUUUUUGUCUUUCUCUUCUGAUUUUUGCUAGAUCGCUUUGAUCAUCUGCUUUCUCUGGUCAGUCUCUCCAGCCAAGAAAUCAGCCGAGCAGAAGACGUAAAAUUUAUCGCCGAUGUCAUCGCAGGGGGCACAUCAGAUUUCCCCUCCUCCUGUACCAGUCUCUCCUCCUUCAACUGGUGGUGUCCGGCGUCAUCACACGAUCUCAGCAUCAUCACGCACGGCGAGGGCUGGUGCUCGUGCUCCCAUUACUGAAGAAACACAGGAGCAACAACUUUGGAAUGAUGAUGAACCCGUUGAUGAGGAUUGGGUUGGCGGAGUUGGCGCAGUGGGAGAGAAAACUGUCUCAUUGCACCGGCAAAGUUCGCUCCCCACCAAGUAUAAGGCCUUCCAUGGGCAGAAAAGCUCACGACAGGCUGGAAAUCUCACCCCAAGGACUAUGAAUAGUUUGUCUGCCAUCGCUGGCCACGAAGGCGAUGAAGAGGACUGGGAAAGCGAAAUGAGAGGGUUUCAGAAUGAAGACGAACACGAUAUGUCCAAUUCUGAGUCUGCCCAGCAUCAACAAGUCGUUGACGCCCAAUCGCAGUCGUCUGCGGGCAAUCCAUCCCCUCUGUCGCCUCAAUUUUCAACUUCGCACGUCCCUUCCCCGCCUCCCGCCGGGUCGGGCGUGCGGCGUCACCAGAGCCUGACUUAUGGGGCUCAGAGUGGCGUCAGGCAAAUGACCUCUUCAGGGCUCAAGCGUGCUGGGACUGUUCAAGGCAGCGGACGUCAUCCCCCAGUCGGGCAUAGCCCCAGCCCUCCACAUGGAGAGGAGGAGUACAUCGAGGAACAGGAGCUUGUCAAUCCUUACGAAGACGAGUCCUACUUUGCUUCCCGGUCCCCUCCACCCGCACAGCAGCAGCUGCAGCAGCAAUAUGCUGGUCAAGGCCAAGGACAAUAUCCAACAAGCCCUAUGGGGCGGUCCUCUCCUUGGAACGCUCCUGGCACUGGGGAGUGGCGGACCCCUGGUGGAUCAUUUUCCGGGGCAGGAACCGGAAAUCCUGACGACCUCGCUCGCGCUCUAUCCAACCUCGACAUGAACAACAAUCUUUACGUCAGUAAUACGGGAUAUCAAGCAGGACAAUCUGCCCACCCUCCUCGGUUCCAACCCACCCAUCCACCGCCCGCCCUUUCCCCUGGGAUGCGCUCGGGCAACAUGCAGGGUGCCAACAACGGCUCGUCUCGUAAAUUGCAGUUGAACACUGAUCUUGAUGGGCGCAAGACCCCAACUGCACAGCCCGGACCGGCGCCCGGUAGUGCCCCCGCAUACGGUCAGCAGACUGGGGCUCAACAACAGAUGCACCAAUCGCGUGCUGGAUCCAUGAGCGACGCUGACCGUGCAAUGGCUGCCACCGGGGCUACGUCUUGGGAGCAAAAAGAGAAGCUUGGUCAACGCACUUCUAAUCCCAACCUGAACUAUCGAUACAAUCAGGGUCAAAAAAACAAUAUCCCUAAUGUGCCAUCCAUUCCUUCGCAGUAUCUUAAUCAACAAAGCGGUCCAGCUCCCCGAAUGGGGAGCUCCUUUGGCCAUGGACAGACACAAGGUGACAACAACACCCAGUCUGCUCCCGGGUUCAUCAACACUCCGGUUGACGUUCCGACCCUGAUCGCUGGAAAGGGAUAUAACCCGCCCAAUUUCGAUAUUCGCCCUGGUUUUGCUCGCUAUUUUGUCAUCAAGUCAUACACAGAAGACGAUGUUCACAAAUCUCUGAAGUAUGAGAUUUGGAGUUCUACUGAUCCCGGAAACAAGAGACUUGACAAGGCCUUCAAAGAAUGUGGUGGGAGGGGUCCCAUCUACCUGUUUUUCAGUGUGAAUGCUAGUGGUCAUUUUUGCGGAAUGGCGGAAAUGUUGACUCCAGUGGACUACACGAGAAGCAGUACAGUAUGGGCGUCCGACAAGUGGAAGGGGGUGUUCAAAGUGCGAUGGAUCUUUGUUCGUGAUAUUCCGAAUGCCAAUUUGAGGCACAUCCGCUUGAACAACACGCAAGAGCGUAAGCCAGUGACGAACUCCCGAGACACUCAGGAGCUGUUACCUGAAGCUGGUCAAGAAAUGCUCCGUAUUUUCCACACCCACCCUGCGAGAACCUCUCUGCUGCAGGACUUUGCCUUUUACGAGCUUCAAGCGAUGCAGAAGAUGCAGGUGAAUCAGCAGCAACCAGGGGGAGCAUCCGACGGUCCCACACCGCCAUCGCAAUCUCCUCCCCCACAACAGGCUAUGUUCUCGAUGAACAUGGCGAACAUGGCGAACACUCCCGCUAUGUACGGCGCAAUGUCGCCGGCCAUGGGCGGUGCUUUGUCUCCGCAUUUGCUCUCCAUGCAAAUGGGGAUGGGCAUGAUGAGCCCGCCCUUUGGUAUGCAGCAGACUCAGGCCAUGCACCAGAGUGUCAUGCGUCACCCUAGCCCUGGUCCCCCUGGACAGAACUUCAUGGGUAUGGGCAGCGUGCCCUACUGAAGCCAGCGUCUUCACGAUUUUACGACCUUUCCCUUUCCCUUUGCAGAGAAAUGCGAAAAACAUCUCAUCACUAACACUGGAUUUAGAUUUCUAUGUUUUGCGCCGAAUGUACUUCCUAUAGUGUGUAUAUCCGUCACCAUGUUGAGUUUCUCCAUCUUUCCAUCUUUCCUGCUUUCUCUUUCUCGUUCAAUCAUGUAACCAUAGCCUCUCUUGUCUCCCUUGUCGCACAUUCACCAAGACCGGAUAUGCUGUCAUCAUCGCUACUUACACUGCAGCUGUACAACGGCCAUGGACAUGGGACUUUGAAUGGACGUGGAUAUCCGCUUGUUCGCUACAUUGUAACUGUUUUGCCUGCUAUUCCCUAUCUAUGCUACACUGGUAUUACAGAAGUCGAGAAUUUCAUUGCUAUUUCCCCUAUUGUCCGUUCGCCUGCAAUAGCUCAUG